Cottoperca gobio is the source of this 7033-nucleotide messenger RNA. It is a transcript of the gene tmem132e, whose product is annotated as transmembrane protein 132E. The record is from RefSeq and is a predicted model, not a curated record. NCBI's taxonomy places the organism in Eukaryota, Metazoa, Chordata, Actinopteri, Perciformes, Bovichtidae. The transcript is spliced from 9 exons. Bases 494 to 3769 code for a protein of 1091 amino acids.
UGGUGAUUAUAGACUAGAGAGACUAGGUGUGGCAAGAUGGGGCGGCGUCAAAGGCUUUGUCUAUAGUUCCCGUACAGCCCACCAACCGGGAGGAGGCUCUGCCUGUCUAUCAGAGUCUGUCCUGGAGCCAUGCACAGUCUGGGAUUGAAAGAGCUGCUGCUGCGUGGGGCUGAACCACUCUUAAACCAAGACCUAAGCCACGGGGACAAGCACAAGUUCAAGAAGCUCGUAGGAACCUUUGUAACCAGAUAGAAGACCAAGUGAAGAACUGCCGGAGCAUAUUGCAUCUUUGUCUUCUGUCACCCUCAUUUAUUCUUCUUUUAGAACUCGUGACAAAGAUUUUCUAAAGAGAAAGCAAAAAGAAAAAGCCAAACUUGUGUGGAGUGCCCGCUGAGUAACGGACCUUUGGAAGAGACUUCUCCUUUUUGAGAACCCUAAAAGAUCCUUUUUCACUUUUAAAGGAUGAAAUUUCAAUGAUAAAACCAUUUGGAAUAUGGGACUUUUAAUCUAUGAUUUGGACCAUGGGGACAGGAAACUAUGUUUGUGUGCUCAGCUCUGGGUCAUUUUGAUAACUCUUGCAGGUAAAACCUCUCCAACCAGUUCAGAUGCCCUCCUCAGCUCCUCAGCAGUGACGGCCAGUCCCUUGCCACCCAAUGUGUACCUUCCAGCCAACUUCAAAAUGUCCAACGCACAACUGGCUUUCUUCUUGCGGGAGGCUCAGAUCACAGGACAAACAGUUGGCGGCAGCAGCAAGAGCAGCAGUAGCCCCAGCACUGGACACCCGCUGCAGCGCUCUGAGAGUUUUGUGGUUUUCCAGACAAAAGACCUCCCCGCCAUCAACAUAAGCUUUGGGCCUUUUGCCCGGGACCAGGCCGUGUCCAAGGAGUUGCUCCAGCCAGCCAGUCCGCUGGAUAUUCCCGGCCAGCUGACAGUCAACUGGAAGGUUCGGGCUUUCAUUGUCCAGGCGCGGGUCUUCUCCAACAACCCCACAGUCCAGGUGUUUUUCUACAUCGCUGGCCGCGACUGGGAUGACUUCAAGGCUCAGGACAAGCUUCCCUGCGUCCGUCUUCAUGCCUUCCGGGAUGUCCGUGAAAUUAAAACCUCUUGCCGCAUGAAAGGCAACCUGGCGCAGUGCUUGGCCCAGCUGGAGCUGCCUCCGUCCUGGUUUAACACCAAUGUAGCCCCACUGGGUCGGAGGAAAGGCUCCACUGACGGGCUCUUGGAUGGGCUAACCAGUGAGACCCUCCAGGCCGAGCUCUACUACACGCUCCAUGGGCCCAAUGUGGACGGGGAGUGCAGUGAGGGCUCAGGUCAUAGAGGUGGUGGUGCUUCCAGGGGAGAACCUCUGUCACAGCACCCCCUGCUGCGCAUCGGGAGCAUCAGCCUGUACCAGGCCAGCCAAGAACAGCUGCUGGUGGACAAACAGUUAGACAAGAACAUGUUCCUCAGGCUGCCCGAGAAGCCCCUGAAGCCUGGAGAGACCCUCACCAUCUUCCUCUACUUGAUGCCAAACUCCACUGUGGAACAGUUCACCCUCAGGGUCAAAGCGAAGAAAGGGGUGAACCUGCUCGAGACCAAGUCGAAGAACGCCCAGUGGAAGUUGGAGUGGGAGAUGCAGUCUGGCGCCAAGCACUCCAUCACCACCAUCGAUGUGAACAAAAACAAAGCAGUCAAACAGGGGGAUAUUUUAGGCAACGUCGAGGUGAUGCAGUUGGAUUUCGAGAUGGAGAACUUCACCAGCCUCUCGGUGACCAGAAGGAUCAACUGGAACAUCGACUACAAGGGGCAGAGCCCGCCGCCCGACUCGGAGAAGGUUGUGACGGAGUUAACCGUGGUGCAGCGAGACAUCCAGGCCAUCAUCCCGCUGGCCAUGGACACAGAGAUUAUCAACACGGCUAUUCUGACCGGACGCACCGUGGCCAUUCCUGUCAAAAUGGUCUCCAUAGAGAUGAAUGGAGCCGUCACUGACGUCUCAGCCUUCGUGCAGUGCAAGUCCUCCAAUGAAGACAUUGUUAAGGUGUCCAUGAAUUGCGACUAUGUGUUCGUCAACGGGAAGGAGACGCGGGGAUCCAUGAACGCAAGGGUGAUCUUCAGCUACGAGCACCUGAGCGCACCGCUGGAGCUGACCGUCUGGGUGCCCAAACUUCCCCUGCAGGUGGAACUUUCUGACAACAAUCUGAGCUUCAUCAAAGGCUGGAGGGUUCCCAUCCUGCCCGACCGAAGGAGCACCAGAGACAGCGACGCAGACGAAGAGGACGACGAGCGGCGGGUGAGUCGAGGCUGCACCCUGCAGUACCAGCGGGCGCUGGUCAAGGUGCUGACCCAGUUCCACACCACCUCCACAGAGGGCACCGACCAGGUCAUCACCAUGCUGGGCCCCGACUGGCAGGUGGAUGUCACAGACCUGGUGCAGGACUCCCUGAAGGUGGCCGACCCCAGGAUAGCGGAGCUGGUGGACAGGACGGUGUUGGUGGGUCUGGAGCUGGGAGCCACUGUGCUGAAGGUGGAGUCUCCGCUGGCAGUGGAUGCAGUAUUGGGAGAGUCUGCGUUCUCCGUCACAGACGACAAGGUUUCCAUCACGGAGAUGCGAGUCCACGCCAUCUCCGGUCUGACCCUCUCGCUGCAGCCCAGCCCCGGGAACAGCCACACCAUGGUGGCCAAGGCAACGGGCAUCCAGACGCUGACGGCUCCAAAGCAGGAGGCCAGUUUGUCUGUCUGGAUGCUUUUCAGUGACAACACAGCCGCCACACUGACUUACUUUGAUCCUAAAGACUACAACCUCAACGCCUCCUCACUGGAUGACAGGAUUGUGUCGGUAUCCCAGGAGCCUCAGCAACGCUGGCCUGUGGUGGUAGCAGAAGGGGAGGGAUCAGGUGAGCUGGUGCGUUUAGAGAUGACCAUCUGUGAGGCCUGCCAGAAGACCAAACGCAAAAGCAUCAUCGCAUCUGCUGCAGUUUAUGUCAAGGUUCGCUUUGGCCCAGAGGAAGAUUCUGAGGAAGAGGCAACUACCGAGGGCGAGAUAGAGCUGGUGCCCGUCACCAGGCGUCCAAUCAUCGAUCCAGACAUCAGUGGAAGAAUUUAUGAGACAUCUAAUGAGCAGCCUGCCAGUGUUCCUAUUGAUUACACCAAUUUUCCCACCAUUAGCAACCAAGAGCGACCAACUGAGAGUGAUGAAGAGGAGGAAGAUGACUUUGUGCAUUCACCUCGCAACAUGACUGACCUUGAGAUUGGCAUGUAUGCUCUACUGGGAGUCUUCUGUCUGGCCAUCUUAGUCUUUCUCAUCAACUGCAUCGUCUUCGUGCUUAAGUACCGGCAUAAGCGGAUCCCGCCCGAGGGUCAGGCCAACAUGGAUCACUCCCACCACUGGGUGUUCCUGGGAAACGGCCAGCCACUGAGGGCCCAGUGUGAUCUGUCGCCACAGCAGGUAGAAAGUCCCAGUAACCCUCUGGAGGGGGUACAGACCUGCUGCCAUGGUGACCACCACAGCAGUGGCAGUUCCCAGACUAGCGUUCAAAGCCAGGUCCAUGGGCGGGGUGACGGCAGCUCCGGGGGCUCUACGAAGGAGAACGGCGAGGAGGCCAGUUCCCCCACAUCCAAGCGCAAGAGAGUCAAGUUUACCACCUUUACCACCCUUCCCACAGAGGAGCUGCCCUAUAACUCCAUCCCCAUAGCAGAUGAAGAGGACAUUCAGUGGGUUUGCCAGGAUAUGGGCUUCCAAGACCCAGAGGAACUGCAUGAUUACAUGCGCAGAAUAAAAGAAAUAGCCUGAGAAUAGAGGUGGCGUGAAGCACAGCUCUCAGCUUUCUAAAGAAACGUUCCUUUUUAUUUUAUUUUAUUUUUUCACCUAAGUGAAAGAUAACUUCUCACAGACUAAAAAGCCAACUGUCGUUUUGGUUAGGGUGUGUUCCAUUUAGUUUGCACAGUGCUGUAAUCUCAUACACGCUCACACAGAAGAGAAUGCAAGGAAGCUAAAGACUUGACCAGAGGAUCUCACUCACUCGAGAAAUCUGUAAAUCUUUGGCUUUGUUUCAUUGGAAAGCUUCAUGGCCAGACGUGAGAGCUGCUCCAGCUCUUUUAUUUUCAGGAUAUGAAUCUAGAGAAAGCCUGAUAUGGACAGGAAUGUAGAAGAUGUUUCAUAUUGGCUGUGUUUUUGCUGGCUCAGUGGGACUCUGCAGUACUCUACCUACUCCAAACAAAGAUGCCUUUGAUGAACAAAAAACUGUCAAAGACUCUCAUGAAAGCUAUGUUUUAAAAAAAAUCAUUUUGUUUUUGCCAAAGUAGGAAAAGCGUUCUUUUAAUGGCGAAACUUUCUUCAUUGUUGUUCUUGGUGCAGCACACUCAUGAUUUGUACUCAUGUUCAUUCCUUACAUUUUUCUACAUUUCAUAGGUAGUCAAAAGCAGUGCCCUACUACUAGUCCUCUUGGUCCUGAACAAAUCUAAUGCCUUAUAAAAAUGGUCACAGUUCACUUCUUAUAUCAGCGCGGACACCCUGUUUUCUCACUACGGCUAGAGACGGUGUAGCAAGAUGUAAAACACUACAACUGAUCUCGAGCAUGAGGUAAAAUUAGAAAUGAGCUUGUGUAUUGUGAGGAUCUCUAACGUUCUUUGCAUGGAAGGGGAUCUUGAGGCACAAUCAGCAACUUUUUCCAAAUUUGUAAAUGUUUGUAUUGUAAUUAUAUAAUCAUUCAUACACAUUACUAAAGUAAAUAUGUUAUCAUGCAUUACACGCAUGCCAUGUCAGGCCUACAUACAUGCAGACAUUCCUCUCUAGUAUAUGUAUAUACCGUACCGAGCCAGAGUCACCUCCCGCACGAACGUUCAACAAGUUACUUACUCAGAGCUAGACGAGUGGGAAACCAGUUGAGGUCGUGCAGAUUUUAGUCUUGUGGUGAGUAGAAGGUUCCCCUCGUUAAUGUCAUGACAGAACUGUAGAUUUUUAACAAAGUGGUUUCACAUUAUGACUGUUGAACAUGGUGGAUUUGCUAUGCAUCAGAAUUGUAACAGAUCUAAUCUUUUGAUUUAUUUCUCCUCCUCAACUUCUGCACUCUCGCCUUUUGGGAAAAUAAAACCUCACUAAACACAAGAUCCUAUAAAAUCUCCAGGAAAUGAUAGAUUUUGCUCCAUCAUUUAUAUCAUGGCCAUCUCAUGUUGUCAUGCUGUUUUUAAAACACACUCUACUAUGUAUGUAGUCCCUAUUUUGUUUAAUCUACUCCAGUGAACUCAUGUCUGGAGGUCACAAGUUUCCUUUGUCUGAACUCUGGACAGGGCGAGAGACGAGGAAUCAGAUGUGUUGCUGGUGGUAGAUGAGCUUUGUGGAUGCCAUGGGUGUGGUUGUGACACAACUUAUCUCAGGAUGAGGAUUGGCUUCAUUGACAAAUCAAAGGGAUUGAAAACAGCACAGUGGAUGUCAUUUGCAGGUUUUGUUGUGCAGCAAUUGUUGAGCGUUUAAAGGUUUACUGACAGGUUUGAAACUACACUAAAGCAGAACAGGGGAAGAGCUGGAAGGUUUAAAAAGAACAUAAAAUAUUCAACCAAAACAUUGCAAAGGCAGCCAGACACGUGAGCGCGUGGUGAGAGCAGAGCUAACCGUAUCUUUAAUUGCAGUUGCCCUAUUAGUGUAGCUGCUUUUUAGUAGUAGUGUUGAUGAUUGGAGAUGACUUUUGAAGGUUGAUGUUAUUCAAGCUCUGAUCUCACAUAAAACAAGUUAUUUUCAAGUCUAAUGAAGCAACCAUGUGAUGAAAAUUACUUUCUGUGUCAUGUUCCUUUAAUUCUGUGCUGCUUCUAAGGGCUUGGAUUUUUUCUUUUAUGUCAACUGAUUGAUUUUGGUGAUCCUAUAUGAAAAGUAAUGCUACUAGCACCCUCUGUGGUGACGAGGAGCAUAAGCUCUACAGUACAGUAUAUGUCACUCAAAAUGUACAAGACUUUAUUGCAAAUCCUACCUGCUUGUCAGCCCCCACAGCCUUAUUAAAGACCAAAUCCAGAAUUGUUCUCCUUGUGGCAGUUAUACAAAAAACAGCUUAAUAUGGGACAAAAUCACUGAAUCAAAGACAAAUUUUAUAUUUACUUUCUUUUUUUUUAUGUUUCCUGAGCUCCUUAUUCAUUGACUGGCCAGAUGUGACAGCUUGUGCUAAAUGUGAAAUGGAAAUGGUUUGCUUACAGCAACAUUGUAAAUACUGGAGCAAAACAGGCUUUAAUUUUCACUCAUCUGAAAGUUGCAAUGAGAUUAUUUUCCAACAAUAAACCACAUUCAAUAAUUUACAUGUAUAUAGACCCACAUUUGAUCCUGGAUUGGGACUUUAAGGAUUUGGGUUACCGCAUGCCCUCUCUAUGUUCCAUGUGGUUGAGAUGAAUAAUGAUUCUCGUGUUUAAUAAUAUUCAAUCUGUGUUAACAUCUAAAGAGAAGAUGAGACAUUAUUUCUGACAGUCCAAGCCCAUCCUUCAGCCUCAGCAUCAACAUGAUUUGCCAGCUGGAAGUGUUUCACUCUUAACCUUAAAUUAUGGUUUCUCAGGAUGAAUGUAGGAUUAUAAACUAAUGUGGUCAACCCAAUCUGGUGACAUUACUAUAACAGAUUAAGUAUCUAAUAGCAGCUUUACACACACUUUCUAUUGGGUUUUUCAGUUUCCCCCAUUGAUUUACUCCCAUAGUAUGUAAAUAUGUUGCCCAUAACAUGAACACAUUUUACUUUUCACAGUUUUUACAUUUUACUUCCCCGUCAAUUACACAUUUUAAGGGUUUUUCAAAAUGCUGCUUUGGUGACGGUGCACAUGUUGCUCAUUUUGUAUUUUCUUCAAGCUGCUAAUAGAAACUUAGUCUUUUUACAACGUGUAAUUGAACAUCUUGACUUGUACCUUUCUGCCCCUCCCCAUGGAAAACUGUGCACGAUGUGCACGGCUCAGCUGUGCCAAGUAACCACAACACUCACAAUAAUAUGUUAAUGUACAGAGCACUGUUGAAUUUCCUGUAUUCUCUUGAAAAUAAACCCUUGUAUUUUCCCGUUAUAUGUAAAGUACUAAAGAAAAUGCAAUACACAAA